Messenger RNA from Helicoverpa zea (corn earworm), 4320 nucleotides. Its product is annotated as leucine-rich repeat flightless-interacting protein 2. The coding region runs from base 530 to 1996 and encodes 488 amino acids. The record is from RefSeq and is a predicted model, not a curated record. Lineage: Eukaryota; Metazoa; Arthropoda; Insecta; Lepidoptera; Noctuidae. Gene Ontology annotation, biological process: regulation of DNA-templated transcription. The transcript is spliced from 8 exons.
ACUCGCAGUCGGUCGCAGACGUCGCCGUAACCACACGCGUGUUAGUGGCCCUAACGCGGCAAUUACAAGCACCAUCGCGCGGAUAACUUAUGUUCGUUGGCACCAGUGACUCAAUUCUAUUGUUCACUGAGAUACGUAAACAUAAACAAUCAUUGUGACAAGUGCGUCUAAAGACAAUUUUAUUGAUAUCAUAAUAAACAGCAGUGCAGUUGACUCGCGAAUAAAGAAUGUUGGUCAAGGAGCGUUUAAUAAAGUGGAAACAUCGGCGAUAAGAUAAAGCUAUUAUACCUCACAAUAAAUGUUAUCGCGAUUAGCAAUAGAGUGCAGUUCGAGAAGAGCACAGUGUUAAAAUUGCGUCCUUCCUUUCUAUUCAAGCGGCAGAGACGAUGCUGCAAUCUAGUCGCCUGCGCACACACACCAUUUGUUGACGCAUGCGGCAGAUGUGAGAAUUCGAAAACAGUGUGCCACCCCGUUUGUUUGUGUUCUACGAAUAAGUGCAACAGUACCUGACAGGUAAUCAGUGACGCUAAUGAUGGGCCAGCGCUCUGAACUGGCUACGCCUGACAAUAGUGACGAAGAGAGCGGAGAAGCCUUUACUGAUGGUGAUUUUGGUGAUUCUGAUGACGAAACUAUCGUCGAACGCCAUGAAGAGGCUAAGCCUUCACACUUGCCGAUCAAUGAAACUGUGAAUAAGGAUAUUGAAAAAAUUUCAGCUACUAAUGGACACUCUAAUGGAAGCGUAGAUGGGUCACCCAGAAUGAACGGUCGCAAAAACAGUGAAGCCCAUUCAAGUGAUUCAGAAAACCAAAGCUUAGUGUUAUCAGAUUUGCGCAGAGAUUCGCAUAGUGACCAAAAUCCUUCAAUAGUUGGCAUUCUUGGCGAUCAGCAAAACCAUGCGGAGCAGAGACUGGCGGCACGGCGGGCGGCGCGGGCGGAGGCGCGCGAAAUACGCAUGCGCGAGUUGGAGCGCCAGCAGCGCGAACAGGAGGACCAUGCCGACAAGGCCUACGAUAUGUAUGCGGGGAAGACACCAGAGACAGUGGGACGCCGACCCCGACUGGCGGCGCUCAGCCCCGCCGUGCACUCACCACGACGCAGCUCUGAGGACUCUGCCGACGAUGGAUUCAGCAUUAAGGACCUCAGGCACGAGUUGAAGGAGGUAGAAGAGAAGUUCCGCAAGGCGAUGAUCCUGAACGCGCAGCUGGACAACGACAAGGCGGCGCUCGGCUACCAGCUCGAGCUGCUCAAGGACAGGAUAGAGGAGCUGCACGAGGAGUACGCGCAAUUACAGCGCGAGCACAAGGAGAAAUGCUCAGCAUUCGAGCGCUUACGCCGCGAGCACGAGUCCGUCGUGGCGUCGCUCACACUCGCGCGUGACGCCGUGCGAGCCCGCGACGCGGCCGCCGCCAGCGCCGGCUUCGCCUUCAUCGACGCGGCGGCACUGGAGCCGGCGGCGAGAGGCAAUGCUGGGGAAGCAAUGGGUGACGUGCCGGCGCUGGCGCUCGUCACGCACGAGGCGCAGCAGCUGCUGCACGACGCCGGCGAGGGGACGCUCGACGUGCGGUUGCAGAAGCUGGUGAGCUCGAAGCAGGCGCUGGAGUCGGAAGUCCGCAAGCUGAAGCUGCAGCUGAACGAGGAGCGAGCCGCCAGACAGAACGGCGUCGCCAACCAUCACGACCAAGAGUACGAGAAUGAAUUGGAGACAGUCCGCAAGUCAGUAGCGGAGGCUAAAGGCCGGGCCGCCCGCGCCGAGGCCGAGGCCGCGCUGCAGGCCGCGCACGUGGCCCGCCUCGAGGCGCAGCUCGCGCGCCUGCGGGCCCGCCAGGACCACCAGGACGAGCACGAGGACCAGCUCAAGCAGGAGCGGCGGCGGCUGCAGAGAGAGGCUCGGGAAGCUCUCAACCGGGUUGAGGAGUUGGAGACUGAGAACAGCCACCUCACGAAACGACUGGACAAACUCAAGAAUGCCAAGUCCGCGUUGUUGAAAGACCUGUGACAAUAAACACGAAUUACGACAUCAGCGAUAGCGCGAUACACGUGUGAAAUGGAACGCAGCAUGUAGGUGAGGACUGACGUAAACGUACCGACAGACGAAAUAUCAUUUUCAUAUAUUAUUACAUUCAUCUAUAGAAAUAUGUUUCAUAGAAUAUGUAUGCAGGAGAUGUCAAACAUUGAAUUAUUCAGUCGAUAAUAAUUUAUCAUUCUCAACAUAAUAAUUUGAUUUUUUCUUAUAAUAACUUGACUUUGACUUUAUUAUUUCGAUCCUUUAUGUUGAUCAUAAUUUUCGCAUUUCGCUUCGGUGGCACGCGAUACAUUUUUGAUGGUCGGUAGCAAACUGAAAUGUAUCGCAUGUUUUUAUUAACAAUUUAAGAUUUGUAGGCGAAGUGAUGAGUCUAUGUGACGUUUAUAUGUAUGAGUGAAGAAGUAGACUUGUUCACGAAGUCUGCGAAAAACAUCAUUAGCGCCUAUACAUUUAUCAUAGCCAAACUGAAGACUUCGCGAAUGAGUACUAUUUCAUAAAUGUUGGCAUUUCCGUAAGGAAUGUAACCAUAAGUCAUUUAGGUGAAAGCUCGGCGACGCUUUUACCGUUUGUAAGAUAUUCAUGUCCGGUUGGUUCAGACGCGACAGCGGACGAUGUGUAUUAGAUUUAACGAUAAAUACAUUUUGGAUAGUUCAUGAAAAACUAAGAAAAUGAGUCUGAUUAAAUGCUAUUGCUGCCCCGUCUGAACCAAUGCUUUUGGUAACCUACAACAUUUUUGUAUGAAUCGAUAGUAGAUGUACUUUGAAUGCCCAACGUGGCAAUGCAAAAAUGUCCUAGAGUAACCUAAUUAAUGCAAAUAAUAUGGUUGUAUUAUGUAUAACCGCUAUAUAACUAUUGUAAAUCGCUUUUAUAAUUGAAUAUUCCCUGUAAUAUAUGAUGAUAAUAUGUAUAAUUAAUGUUUUGUUUAAUUUUAAUAAAUAAUUAUUUAUUUUAACUACGUUCGUAUUUUCUGUAUAGGUAUUGGUAUGUAAGUUUUAUUUAGCUUGCCGAAUUGACUCGCUUUGUUACUAAUAACACGAUUGGAGUGAUCGAUUUGUUACUUGCCAUUGGUAUCACAAAUCCAAAUAGUUAAGUUUUGAUGCAACUCUAUAUUAGUUCACAGAUCGUUGUUCCGACGGUUUUAAUUAUUUAUAAUGCUUUUAUCUGUAAUAUAAUUGCUCAAAAUUGUAUCCCAUGAAUUAUGUGAUAGUCUAUUGAGAAGGUAAAACGUCCAAUAGGAUUAGGGACUCGAAGACAGGAGUUUUCGUGGGACUGACCAUUGUAUUUUUUAUAUUUCGAGAUUUUUUAUUCACGAUUCUACAAAGUUACCAUGCUGUUGUACUGAUAUCAUUGUAAAUUAUUUUAAUCUUGUUACUGUGGCAUUCUUUAUUACUUUAUUGUGAACAUUUUGAUUAGAUCUCGAACUAGUUUGAGUUAGAGGGAGAAAACUGAAUAAAACGUAGUAUGUAUUAUCUAACGAUGUACAGGAGAUUAUCGAACUUGUCGCUUAUAUAUAAAUAUAGUUGUUAGUGAUGCUCACUUAACGUACAGUGCCAUGGCGCACCAAAAUGUAUUAGUAAUACAAUAAACUAUUUGUAUCGUAGUAACGAGUAGACGAAUUGGAAAUGCGGGUAGCCGUAGAGACGCGCUUGUCAGAUGUUUAUAUGUACAACGUAUGCGUCUUAUAUGUAUGUAUUGUAUAUCUGUAGAUUUUUUAUUAAAAUGUUACUCUUAUGGCGCGUUUAAUUACAACUUCAUAGUCAAUUCUGUACUGGCUAAACAAGUAGGACUUCCCGAUCAGACUUUUCCGUUGUACAAAUUGGUGUGUUUGCAUUUGUUGACUGUGGUCAGAUAAGACCUUAUUGACACCACCGACUUAUCACUCUGGCCAGAGUCUGCCGCUAAUUUGUAUCGUUACAUUGAUAUCAACCGAAGUUCUGCGUGUUUGGUCAAUAACUUGUUCAAUUAUUUUUGCGUUUAGCGUGGCAUACCUUUGGCCUGUAUAUGGGCGGUAUUAUACUGAGUCGUCUAUGUAAGAGGAAGUGUCCCUAUACAGGCUAGAGUGGAUGUCUGACAGGCCAUACAGUCAGUUUCUUCGACCUGCCUAGUAAAGAUCAAUGUCAGUAUAAUUUGUAAGUAGGAACGUAAUUUUUUUAAGUACGAUGUAUGUAUUUUGGUGCUGCAUUACUAAUUUAUUUGUUUUCAAUUUAACUAUGAAUGACCAACUGUCUUUUUAUAUGAAGCGAAAACAGACUUAAUAUUGUAUAAAUUUGAAUAUUUUGAAUAAAUUUCGCUCUGAA